AUGGCAUCAACGGACAUCCAUGUCCUGCGCGAGAACCCCUCCAAGGACGACGACGAAUGGCGCUUCUUGGAUAUUCCUGCGCACCUGAUGGCGCCUCGCCCGACGCGCUCCGGGAAGCCGCGCUCCAAGCUUAUCAGAUUCACACCCGAGAGGAUCACCCUACAAGCAUCCGAGCUGGCGAGCAACCGCGUAGUCCACCAUGAUGAACCGGAGAAGAUCAUUGUGGCGUCUUUCGAUGGUCUUCGGUUUCCGGACGAGAGACCUUCUGUUUCGAGCGAAUACAUAUUCAGGCUGCUGAAGGCGGGUCUGUUUCUGAACGGAAAGCAGUAUCGCUUUUUCGGGCAUGGCAACAGUCAACUGCGUGGCAGAGGGUGUUAUCUGCGAGAAGCCAACACGGAUGAAGAACUGGACGAGCGCGUCUACGUUAUGGGUCAAGAACUGAAGAAGAUCCUGAAUGUCGCAAAAAGAGCGAAGCGCAUCGGUCUCUUGUUCUCUGGCGCCGAGAUAGACUACGUCGUGCGGGACCGUGUCGGCGACAUUGGCGACCUCAUGAUUGGUGAUGAGAACUUCUCAGACGGAUGCGGUCUGAUCUCAAAAUGGCUCAGCAUACAACUGAGUAGGAAGAAGCGGAUCAUCUACCGGGGUGAACGCUACACGCCUUGCGUUUUCCAGAUACGCUAUCGCGGGUACAAGGGUGUGGUGAUGCUCCAUCCAGCCCUGGAUAGUGCCAAACAACACAUCAUCGAAUUCCGCAAGAGCCAAAAGAAGUUCGCAGCCACGAUAGACGACACAUUCUCCGUCGUCGGUCAUUCAACGCCCUAUUCAUUUGGACGUCUCAACAACGAGAUCGUCGUACUUCUCACUAGUCUAGGUAUCACAGCCGAGACUUUCAAGAGGAAGCAGGACGAGUACUUCGCUUGGAUACGCGAUGCAGCACUGGACCCGGGAAAGGGAUUCGAGUUCCUCUCAGCACUCGGGAAACACAACACCGCCGAGAAGCUCUUCCUGUACGGGUUCAAUCAUAGCGGCGCGCCGGAUGCGGAAGACGCGCGCCUCUCGGGUAUCAACGUGCAGAAGGACAUCCGCGGCGCGCAGAUGGGCGAGCUGGCCGCGUUCAGGAAGAACGGUGAUGAACGCAAGGAGCGUGUGAGGAUGCUUGUGCACAAGUCUCGGCGCCUGUAUGGUGUUUGCGAUCCGUUUCGCGUCUUGAAGGAGGGCGAGGUGCACGUGAGGAUCACUACGUCUCGGAACGGCGCGAGCACGGUGCAUGCAACGGAUGUCAUCAUUGUUCGCAACCCAUGCCUUCAUCCUGGUGACAUCCUCAAGCUACGCGCAGUCUAUAAGCAGGAGCUUGCACAUCUAGUGGACUGCGUAGUGUUCGCAUCUGUUGGAAAGCGCGCAGACCCGUCGAAGAGCUCUGGCGGUGACCUCGAUGGCGAUGAGUAUUUUGUAUGUUGGGAUCCGGAUCUUGUACCCCAUACAGUAUCGGAACCGUAUACCUAUCCGCCGAACAAGGAGAACACCCAGCUGAAGAUCACGAGGGAAGACCUCGCUCGGUACUUUGCUUUCUGGAACAACUCAGGAAUGGCUCGCACGACGGCUCUACAUAACAAAUGGGCGCGCUAUUCACCUCAGGGAGCGCUCAGCAAGGAAUGUCAGGAACUGAAUGCGCUAUACUCUCAGGCGGUGGAUGGCGCCAGAGUUUCGAUACCCGAGCGCCUCAGAUCUCCUCCAGAUCCUCCCGAAGGCUCUGAACCGUUCAUCCUGACUGUUCUCGCAGACGCUGCGCGAGAGUUCGCGCAAGACCUAUUGGUCGAGGAGGGUCAUGCCGAUCACGGUCCCCUCUCCCCCGAAGAUGCAGACGAGCUCAUUCACCGCCUUUUCUCCAUCGACGAGGCUCUUCUGUCCGAGGAGCAAAUUGUGAACCUCGCUCAUAAGCUCGCUCGUCGUCACGGGCUCGACUUCCGCAAGUACUUCUCACAUAUCAACUGGGGUGCGCUCGGCACGGCGGAGAAGAAGGCGCUUUCGGCCGCGUUGGACCUGCAACCGCUCGAGGAGGCGUACAUGUGGAACAGCCUUCUGCGUUCUGAUAUCGUGAAGGCUCAAGACUUGUCACCGAAAAAGUUGGGUGGGCCUCUACGUGUUCAGCGGCUGUACUCGUCGAAGAAGGUCGGGCGGCCUGCUUUCUUUGAGUACUUGGUAAGAGCGAUGCAGAACUACACUCGAAAACUGGUCGUAGUGAAGCUUGACGAACGCUUCGCCUUCGCCUUCUUCAUACGUGGCGAUAUAGCCCUCAACGAGGACGCACCUGUCGACGGGGAACACAUUGUUGUUGCUUCGUUCAUGAAAGAGACUGCGAUGGAGGCUGUUUCAACCUUCAAGUAUUUCCCUGAGGGCUUCCGAUUAUAUUGUGGCGAUGGCAACGUUCAGCUCUUCAACAAGACGCGGGCGAACACCUUCAUACAUCUACGCAAACCGCCGAUUAACUCAGAGGAAGACUUCAUUGUCAGCAUUGCGUUGCAACAGAUAUCGGGACGGGUGCAGAGGCAAAUGGGACGGGUGAACAGGCAUCCUGUCGUGGAUAUGGAGAUCCACGUUGUUUCCAAUCGCGACCGUGUGGCCCGUCAGCUCUUCGAUCUUCGCUUCGAUCACGUCGACACGGAGGAGUACAUUCGUCGCCUUCAACAUACCCCAACGACCUACCAGCGCAACACAUUGGAUACAGCUGAACUCGAUGGCGUUCCUGAACACCUGAGGGAUAUCUUUCGCCUUCAAGAGGAUGCCGCAAAGCGGCGCCUCGCCUCCGUCGACCUAGAUACUGGCCUCGCCGAGCUCAACAAGGUUAUGGAGUUCGCGUGGACCCAUCAUUGCGAGACACAGCUCUUCUGGUCAUUCGACGCGCUCAUCGAGCGCCUUCCUCUGGACAGGGUCCUUGUGGGUAGCUGGAUCAAGCGGCACCCGCUGCUUGUCUUUUGCAUACUCAAGAAGUACCCGCCUGAGGAGGACGGACUGCUCGGAGAUGAUAUCAACAGCGAGGAACUCGGCCCGGCGCUUAUCCAACAAGUCAUCCGCGCUGCCCCCGCCGUGCCUAUUGCUGCGUUGGUUGCGCUCGAGAAGCUCACCGGGACCAUCAACGCACUCGACUUCGCAUUGUACAUAGAGCUCGUCGAGCUCGUAGUGCUGGUGAUCCGUGCUCCGGAACAAGUCGUGGAGACGCUCUUCGUCCUUCACGAGCGACGCGCCGGCGCUCGGGCCGCGUCUCCGGCAGCGGAAUACGCACACAAACAGGCGCUCGCUGUGGCGCUCGAUCGUGCUCAAGAGGCGAAUGACGAAUGUCCGUGCGACGAGCAGGGUCGUCCUCGGAAGCAACGUUCUGCACCUGCAGUCGUGCCCCUCAAGCCAUACAAAGACGAGCUGAUGACGGUGAUCGCCGAACCCCGCGUUGAUGCCCCUUCAUCUAUUCGCCUUCAUUCGCAUGUACGGCUGCGUGCGGCUUCGAAACCUGAGAAGGGCGACUUUGAAGUACCCAUGAUGGAUGGUAUCGUGACCGUGAUGCAGGCUGGCGAGGUUAGGAUCUCGCUCGCGCAUACGCCGCCGCCAGAGUAUGCGAGCAUAGAGUGGUAUCUGUAUGAUGCAGGCAGCGUCGCAACAUUCAGAGCCAUGAUGGAUGCCAUUCACCGACUGGCCACGGCCGGGGCCGAUUGCUGCAUCUUCUACCGCUCCAUCGCGGAGACUAACGUGGUCGCCACUGAGCUCGACGGCCACGCCACCGACGAGCUAGAUAUAGAUGCGUCAGGAGGAGAGUCGGAAGAAGACGGUCUGAACAGUAGUCAAAGGCGUGCGAGAGACUUGACUCUCGUCCGACCUCUUUCGUUGGUAUGGGGGCCGCCAGGUACUGGGAAGACAACCGUAGUGGUGAAGAUCUUGGAGAGUUUCGUGAGGAGUCUGUCGGAGGGAAGACGAAUCCUCAUGACAGCGUCGACCAACAACGCCGUCGACAACGUGCUUGAACGCUUUGUACGCCUGAAUGACGAGGCCCACAUAAUAUCGUCGGACCGUAUCAUCCGCUUCGCUACAGAUCGCGGACGCGUUGGCAAAGCACUGCAGAAGUAUACGCUGGAAGGUCGCGUCGGUGGGGAAAUCGUGCGCGACAGAGCUCGCAAGGAAAGGGCAGAGGAGCUCUUAGAACAUGCUGCGAUUGUCUUCACGACCUGCGCAGGCGCCGGUUUAGGAGCCUUGCGCAUCAUAAACGAAUUUCACACGGUAUUGAUCGACGAGGCAUCCCAGGUGACCGAGCCAGUCGCGCUUAUCCCUCUUGUCAAGGGCUGUAAACGGGCCGUUCUGGUUGGUGAUCAUGUACAACUUCGGCCUAUGGUACGGCGAAUAGGUCCUGCCAUGUUGUUCGAUGUUUCUCUCUUCGAGCGGCUCUACACCGGACCGAAUCUGCCUGGUUUGGCCCGCACAAUGUUAGACGUGCAGUAUCGGUUUCCGCGAGAACUAGCUCAUUUUCCGUCUACGGAGUUCUACGAGGGCAAGCUCAGGUCAGCUAUGACAGACGAGGAAGCGAAGAGCCUGUCUGCAGUGCUUGAGAUGGUGCAAUUCCCAUGGGUGAAGGAUGCUACAGGACGGAUCGAGCCCGCCGCCUUUGCGGAAGUCGUUGCCCAUAUCAUCAAGCUCUUGACUGCGUGGCGCAAUGAUGCACCGGAGGAACACCCCGAGCUGCCAACCGUCGCGGUCUUGACGCCGUACAAGAAACAAGUCAACGCCCUUCGUCACAGAGUGCAGGGUACGCCCGUGUCGACCAUCGACGCUUUCCAGGGCAGAGAGGCGGACGUGAUCGUAUUCAGCAGCGUCAGAUCCAAUCCGGAUAAUGACAUCGGCUUUGUGGAGGACAUGCGGCGUCUCAACGUCGCUUGGACCAGAGCGAGGCGUGCGCUUAUCGUAGUCGGGGAUCGCAGAACCAUGUCGGAAGGAAGCGCGUUGUGGAAGAGGGCCAUAGCGUCGUGCAAACAUGUCGAGAUUACAUUACCGGAGACGUAG
Molecule: messenger RNA, 5040 nt
Organism: Peniophora sp. CBMAI 1063
Lineage: Eukaryota; Fungi; Basidiomycota; Agaricomycetes; Russulales; Peniophoraceae
Source: the annotation of a GenBank genome assembly